This is a messenger RNA of Glycine soja, 1955 nucleotides long. RefSeq names its product spindle pole body component 110-like. The transcript has 3 exons. NCBI's taxonomy places the organism in Eukaryota, Viridiplantae, Streptophyta, Magnoliopsida, Fabales, Fabaceae. The record is from RefSeq and is a predicted model, not a curated record. The coding region runs from base 164 to 1777 and encodes 537 amino acids.
ACAGCAUAAACCAACGAUUUUUUUCCUUCUACCCGAAGAUUCCAAGAACCAAAGAGGAAUAAUUCUUCGACGGCCAUGCUCCAUGACAAGUUCACUGCAUUGUGUUAUCCGCAGCAAUGCUAAUCCCCAUUAAUACAAUUUCCAACAUGACAAGUUAACUUUCAUGUUUUUGUCUCCCUUCAACUUCAUCCUAUCUUCUCUCUGCCUUUUUCUUCUCAUUUUUCUUGCAACCUUACCUCGUAGUCCUACCCCCGAGUCAGUUUGCAAAAUCAUGGGUAGUGAGAUAGAUACUAAAUCAAUUGAACCGGUCCGGAAUGCCGUUUCUUUGUUUGGAGAUAAAAGUGAUCAGAAGAAAUAUCAAACUGCGAGGAGUAAGAGUGAAUGUGAAAAAGAAUUUGAGGAGUUGACCAAGGAAUUGGCCAACUGCAAAGUACAAUUAGAAGCAAAGCAUGCUGCACACAUGCAAUCACUUCUUAAGCUGGAGCACAACCAAAAGAUGAUUAAUGAGUUGUCUACCCUGCUGAAGAAAUCUGACCUCGAAAGAAACAAGAACAUGAAUGAAUGUUCAGAUUGCAAGGCUCUUAAAGAUGAACUAGAGUCCAAGGUGAAAGAGAUGGCUGAUCAGAAUUUGGAGACUGCAAAGGUCCGGGACCAGCUUUCACAUGUUUUAAGUGAAUUGAAGGCCACACAAAGGGAGCUUCUUAACAAAGAAACAAAACUUGUUGCUGCUAGAGAUUUAGAACUGAACGCUUUGAAAAAUGCAAAACAAAUGGAAUCUGCCUUGGAGGCCGAAAAGGAACAGAAAGAAGAACUCCUGCAGCAAGUGAAGGAGCUCAAUGAAGUUAUUUACGAUUCAAAACUAGCUGCCAUUGAAUUUGAGAAAGAGAAGUUAGCUAUAUUGUCUGAGAAGGAUGAGAAAAUUGAGUUAGCAACAAAAGCUACUGCUCAAUUAGAACAACAGUUAAAAGAUAUGAGAAAGCAUGUAGAAAUGCUACAAGGAUUACAAAAUCAACCAAUGGAUAAGUCUACACUGGUUGGUUCUCUUCCUUUGGAACCUAUGCAAGCUAAUGAAACACUGGUCAUGGAACUAAAGGAGAGAAAGACCAUGGACCAAUCUGUGUACAUUGAGAGACUAGAAAUGGAAUUGAGUAAGUUAAAACAAGAGCUUACUAUUGCAAAGGAAGAAAGAAAUUCCUUGAAUAUUACUACUGAAUCACUCAAAAGUGAGUUACAUGAGACUAAAGCAGCCCUAAACAUGAACAAGGAGAGUGACAUUGAAGCACAGGUGGAAAUUGCAUUGCUCAAAUCUCAGCUUCAGGAACAUAGGUUGGCUCACAAGAAUGGACAUGUUACUGAAGUUUCCAAAGCUGAUCGGUCAAAGGCAGAAGCUGAAGAGCAAAAUAGUGAGAAUAACAAUGACAGUGUCACAAGCAAAUCCUUAGUUGAGAAGAGAAAUGAAGUUCAAGGAUCGGUAGGGGAAGUUGGAAGAUUUUCAGAGUUAGCAUUGAUGAAAAGGGAGCUGGAAAAUGCAUUAGUGAAAAUUUCUGAGUUGAGGGCACGUGCAGAACAGGCUCUAAGCAGGGCUGAGUUUGCUGAGAAUGCUAAAGCAGCAUUAGAGGACAAAAUAAGGAGACACAGGGAACAUAGGCAGAGAAGGAGGGCUGCACUUACUGCACUUAGGGAGGAAUCUACCCCUAAACCAUUUAGUCCUUCCACAUCAUAUGGAACACCUGGAACCUACCAGCCCUUAGGUAAGGUUCUGAAUAUGAAAAUGUGAAAGUUCAGCUCACAUGUAAGUUAUUACCUGUUAAUUACAUUUACUUAGUGUUCCUGCAAUAGUUGUUGUAUCUAGAGAUGAUAUCAGGUUUGGUCUUAUUUUAUAUUGCAUUAUUCUUAUCCGAAUAUAGUACUAUGUAUGAACAAUGAUACGAGAUUGAUGGUUCUGAUUCUGGCAA